GCGAAUUGUCGUCUAGAUAGCUGCGUACAGUAUCGUAUCCUGCCUGCCAACCCCGCCCCCUGCCAACUCUACUGCCGCCAGCCCUGCGUGCCCAACCAACACCACCGCCGUGACUCGGCCCCAACUGCCCCCCAUGGCCUCUGUGACCUCGCUGGACCAGGACAUGCGCAAGCUGCGCAUGGACAGAUACACGCCCAAGGCCGCCAACGAAGUGCGCAUCUGGAUAGAAGAUACGCUGGGCGAGCGGCUGCCUGCCGGCGACCUGCUCGAUGCCCUCAAGGAUGGGACCGUAUUAUGCAGGCUCGUCAACAUGGCCAUCCCCAGCCCUGUCAAGUUCAAGAAGUCGUCCAUGCCCUUUAUCCAGAUGGAGAACAUCUCGCACUUCCUCCGCGCCUGCGAACAGCCCCCGCUCAGCAUGCCCGCCCACGACCGCUUCCUGACCGUCGACCUGUACGAAGCCAAGGACCCUGCCCAGGUCCUCCAGUGCCUCAGCGCCUUCAGCCGCGUAGCCAACGCCCACAACCCUGACAAGUUUCCCACCGCCAUAGGCCCCAAGCGCGCAGCACCAGGUGCCCUGAGCCCCUCCUCGACGGGAGGCGGCGUCCCCAAGAGCCCUUCGCUAGCAUCGCCUGGAUACACGCGAAGCAGAGGGCCAAGCACCGCCAGCAGCACCAGCGGCUCCAGCACCUUCAACCCGCUCGCCCGUCCGUCUGCCGAAAGGGCGCUAGUCGCCACGCGCACGGGAGGCUCGGAUACCUCGCACACAUCCAGCGGCCAUCCCCGGUCACCGCCCGGCGGAGUCAGCAGCUGGAGCAAGAAGGGCGACGAGGGCAGCACGUCGCCAGCAUGGAACAUCCAUCAAUAUGGCUACAUGGGUGGCGCCAGCCAAGGUAAUCAGGGCAUCGCAUUCGGUGCCCGUCGACAGAUCACGAGCGCAGGUCCGCACGUGCCCAACACUGCAGAGAAGGAGCGCUUGCGACGGGAAAAGGCCGCCGAAGAAGAGCGACUGCGCCUGCAAGCCGAAGAGGCCGAGAAUAAGCGCCGCAUCGAACGCGAGGCAGAGGAAGAGCGUAUCCGCAUUGACGAGGAGCAGAAGUGGGAAGAGGAAACGCGCAAGCAGCAAGAAGCCAAGCAAGCCCGCCUCGACCAGCAGAAGCGCGAGUGGGAAGAGCAGGAGCGCCAAUGGAAAGAGGAAGAGGAGCAGCGCCAGCGUGAGGAGCGCGAGGCCAUGGCAAAGAUUGAGGCUGAAACACGACGGAAGCGUGCCGGCAGCGAGGCUAAGCUCAAGGGACAGUACCUAAGCCAGUACCAGGCUGAACAAGCCAGCAAGCCACGCAGUCGCCGCGGAAGCAACGAGGAGCAGAGUGCUGAGCGCGAACGUAUACGCGAGCUUGAGCGUCAGCUUGAGGAGGCCAAAGAACGCGAGCGACAGUACCAGGCCGAGCGCGAGGGUCGUGUGCUGGACAAGAAGGCGCGUGCUCGUUCCAAGAGCCGUGUACGCGACCGUUCUCGAAGCCGUCCCCGGCCACAGCCCCCACCACGGGCGCCCUCGCCUCAGGAAAGUAAUGCUUCGUGGGCGCAUGCGGAUGAUCGAGAGUACCUUCGCAAGCAAUUGGAUCAAACACAGAGACAGCCCACACGACCCCUGCCGGAACCUACAGCCCCAUCUCUUCCAGCCCGCCCGCUGCCUGAACCGACGUCGCCACGGCCCCUUCCUGAUCCAUCGGCAUACGCCAAGCAAAGCCGAACUGAACGCUACCUGGCUUCCAACCCACCACCAACCGCUCCCAAGCCUCAGAACCAUAUUCCACCGGAGCUUACUUCCACGUCAGAGCAACGGGGCGAGGACGCCCGCCGAGCCGCUGCUCAAACGAAAACCAAGGCCCUCGGCUGGGCCUCCAAGUCCCUUCUUGAGCGCGAAAUGGAGCGCGAGCGCGAGCGCCAGAAAGAAUGGGAAGAGUCCCAACGUGCGUUGCAAGAAGCUGCCAAGGACCCCAAUGCUGGUACUGGCUUGGGACAGAGCUGGGAUGUCAAUCAAUACGGAUACAUGGGUGGAGAUAAUCAGAAUAAGCUGGGAGGUAUCGGCGCGAAUAAGAGGCAAAUUGUUGGACCUAGGCCUUUUGGUCCUCGUUGAAAAGUAAAUGGGUGGUAAGCGUGUUUUCAUAGAAUAAUUAUAUAGUUGUUGCGAUUUUGCUUGCUUGCUUAUUUGUUUGUUUUGCUAUCUAUGUGUUUAUUUGAUUGCUUGUCAGAGUGAUGGAUGAAU
Molecule: messenger RNA, 2263 nt
Organism: Exserohilum turcica Et28A
Lineage: Eukaryota; Fungi; Ascomycota; Dothideomycetes; Pleosporales; Pleosporaceae
Exons: 2
Coding region: 134-2134 (666 amino acids)
Molecular function (GO): protein binding
Source: RefSeq, a predicted model, not a curated record